AUGAACGGUGAUCCAGAACAACAACCAUUACAAAAUGCCAGAAAUGGUAAUCCAAGAUCUCAAGUUCAUUAUAUCUCAAUUCCUAUAGAUAGAAAUGCAGAUUUUCAAGUAGACACUCAGAAUGGUAACACACCUGUUGAAGCAUCCUUCAAUACUAGAAGACAAUCUAUUCUUGACCAACCAAUAGGUUCCUUCAGAGGUGUCAAUUCUUUAGGACGAUUUGCUACAUCUUUAAGAAGAGCUAAUUCGUUUAGGCAUAUUGAUGUCAAUUCAAGUGUCGAACGUUCUUUCUUUAAAGAUAAUCAUGAUGAAAUUUUUGAUCCUGACACUUUGGCACCUGCAGUAAAUGGUAGAAGAUUAUCGACAGCAUUACGUCCGUCUCAAAAUAUUUCAAUGAGACCUUCCAUAACAAAUUUAGAUAGCAGUAGAAUUACAGGUGAUAAUCCUUUCUUUGAUGAUAGUUCAGUAGAUUAUGGCUCUACAUAUUCAGGCCAUACUGGAAUUGGUGCUGGUGAUCAAAGUUCUCUUCUAAGAGGUUCCAUCUCUAUGGCUGAAUUAGCUGACAAUUUAAGUAGAGAUGGUUAUAAAGGUGUCAUUGCAGGUGAUGUAGAUUCAUUGGUAUUGAAACAAGUUGAAGAUAAAGAUGGGAAAGUUGUCACUGUCCUGGCAGGUCAAUCGACAGCCCCUCAGACUAUUUUUAAUUCAAUUAAUGUAUUGAUAGGUAUUGGGCUAUUAGCAUUACCACUAGGUUUAAAACAUGCAGGUUGGGUCAUUGGUUUAUCACUAUUGACUCUUUUCGCUGGUGCCACUUUUUGUACUGCAGAACUUCUCUCUAGAUGUUUGGAUACAGAUUUAACAUUAAUGUCAUAUGCAGAUUUAGGGUUUGCAGCUUUUGGUACCAAUGGACGUGCUUUAAUUUCUGCAUUAUUUACAUUAGAUUUACUUGGUUGUGGUGUAUCUUUAGUCAUUUUAUUUGCAGAUUCAUUAAAUGCAUUAUUUCCAAAUAUUUCUGUAACUACAUUUAAAAUUUUAGCAUUCUUUGUGAUAACCCCACCAGUUUUCUUACCAUUAAGCAUUUUAUCUAAUAUAUCAUUAUUAGGUAUUCUUUCAACUAUUGGUACUGUUGCAGUAAUUACCGCAUGUGGUAUAUUUAAUAACACAGCUCCAGGUUCUUUAUUUCAUCCAAUGGAAACACAAUUAUGGCCAAAAGAUUUUAAAAGUUUCUGUCUUUCAAUUGGUCUUUUAAGUGCUUCUUGGGGUGGACAUGCAGUUUUCCCAAAUUUGAAAUCAGAUAUGAGACAUCCUACUAAAUUUAAAGAUUGUUUAAAGACAACAUAUGAAAUUACGGCAGUUACUGAUAUUGGUAUUGCAGUAGUUGGAUAUUUAAUGUUUGGUGAAACUGUGAAGGAUGAAAUUACUAAGAAUGUUCUUCUGUUAGAUAAAUUUCCAAGUUAUUUACAUGGUUUAAUUUCUGGUUUAAUGACCUUGAUACCAAUUGCGAAGACUCCAUUAAAUGCAAGACCAAUUAUUUCGGUCUUAGAUACAUUACUAAAUGUUAGAGAUGCUGAAGAGAAAUAUGAAGGUAAUCGUUUGAAGAUUGCCAAGAUUAUCCAAUCUACUAAUGCCGUUUUUGUCAAUAUUUUAUUUGUUAUUAUUGCAAUCAUAUUCCCUCAAUUUGAUAAAAUUAUCGCAUUUUUAGGUGCAGGUUUAUGUUUCAUGAUAUGUCUUAUUUUGCCAUGUUGCUUCUAUAUCAGAAUUUGCAAAGAUACAAUCACACCUGCAGAAAGAAUCGCUUGUUAUGCUACCAUAUUCAUGAGUAUUAUUUUCUCAACUUUGGGUAUCGGUGCAGCUAUCAUCGCAUAA
This is a messenger RNA of Maudiozyma saulgeensis, 1863 nucleotides long. The record is from the annotation of a GenBank genome assembly. Lineage: Eukaryota; Fungi; Ascomycota; Saccharomycetes; Saccharomycetales; Saccharomycetaceae.